Molecule: messenger RNA, 442 nt
Organism: Prorocentrum cordatum
Lineage: Eukaryota; Dinophyceae; Prorocentrales; Prorocentraceae
Source: the annotation of a GenBank genome assembly
CGGCGCCGGCGCUGACGGCGGGCGAGCCGAUCGGCCCGGCAGGCGGGCCGCGGCCCGCCGCCGCGACCUCCGGCCUCCCCCUGGCGCGGAGCGUCUGCUGGCUGGCCGCGCUGAAGGUGAUCGGCGCUCCGCUGGACCGCUUCCACCUCGGCCUGCAUCCAGCGGCGGCUCCACCACCGCCAGGUGAAGCCAGCCUGCUGUGGCGCUCCAACGUUGCGUUGGUCACGCGCUGCCCAUGGCCGCCGCGCAGAUGGCACUUGGUGGUUUUGGUGCGGAAGGUCGAGCUGCUUGCCGGCGAACUUUCCCUGCGCGUCGCGGACCACACGGGCGAGUUGAGUGCCUCGGUCGACCCGCGCAUCGCGAGCGUUCGAGCAGGCGCGCUGUGCGAGGGGUCGGCGCUGCUGUUGGCCGGCGCGGUGGCGACGCCCGCGACCAGCUCAGG